This is a messenger RNA of Exaiptasia diaphana, 2187 nucleotides long. RefSeq lists its product as uncharacterized. The coding region runs from base 736 to 1491 and encodes 251 amino acids. The transcript has 3 exons. Lineage: Eukaryota; Metazoa; Cnidaria; Anthozoa; Actiniaria; Aiptasiidae. The record is from RefSeq and is a predicted model, not a curated record.
AGACUUCAUCAGACAAAUAAAUGAGAGCCGUUGCUGCACUGUACAUAAGGAUUGUAAAGGGAAACUUAUACCAGUAAAAGUACAAGACAAGGGCUUGGGGGGUGCAGUAAAAGUUCAGUUGGCUUGUUCUGGUUGUGGUAAUGAGAUAAACUAUUCCAGUAGUUGGGUAUCACAUGCUUACCACAAAAGGAACUGUGUUUCCUUAGCAUUGGCCCUUUGCUUCCUUGUAUAUGGUCAAGGAUACCAUACCUAUCACAAGGUUAUGAGGUUAGGUAUGGGUGUUGAUGUAUUGGCUAGCCCUAAUUUUCAGCGUAUCAAAACUCUAGCAUAUCCUCAUGUUAGAACUAUGUUGGAUAGUAUGUGUGAGAGGGCUAAAGACUGUAUGAAGGCAAAGCCUGGUACAGAUUUAGGUAGCUGGCAACGGGGUGUGACCACGUCUGACGGGUGCUGGCUUAUAAGAGGGUUCCACAGUCAGUGCUGUACUUUUGUUAUUUUAGAUUUUUUGACUGGUGGGAUAUUGUACUAUGGUCACCUGUGUAUGAGGGGUAAAAAAAGUGUAUGUGAAACCGACAUAUGGGCAGGCACCUCUAAAGCUGCAGAGGGCCACUUGGCUUUCUUAUUGUUUAAAAGGGCAAAGGAAGAAGGCCUAAUGUUGCCCUGAAUUGGCAGGAUCAAGAUUCCACUGCUGAACUGUCAUUCAGGAGCAUUUUCCCGGAUGGAGAACUCAAUAGAGUUAUGCUCUGUGGAGGGCAUGUUGGCCGCUCUCAUGGCAACAACUUAAAAGAGCAUAAGGGAAGGAAAAGUGUAGAAAAAGGCUUCAUUGAUAAGCACAAAACAAACCACCCAUCAUUGAGUACAGCAAAAUGCUGUUGCCAAGGGAAAAAGUACUCUAAGGGUUGUGGUUGCAUUUCCCAGGGCUUCCUUUUAGCAGCAAAAAGGAACCAUUUCUCUGCUUUAAAGCAGAGUGGAAAAAGCCCUGAAGUAUAUGCAAGGCGGAUGAAGGUAUUGGGUAAAUGUCAUUCUAGGGAUGUGCAUCAAUGGACAAACAGUGAUCGGUCACUGGAGGAAUGUGGGUUUCACCCACUUGUUGUCUGCUCUUGUGGGAAAUGUGGCCGCAAAGAUGUUGCUGACAAUGCUACUGAAAAUGAAUGUGAGGGAAAUGAUGAUGUUGAUGACAGUAUGAGCAGUGACAAUGAUGAACAUGAUGACGACUGUGAUGAUAGUGAUGAUUAUGACAGUGAUGAUGAUGAUGAUGAUGAUAGUGGUGAUGAUGAUUGUGAAGCAAAUGAUAACGAUGAAGACAGUACAUGUAGUGAUUUGGAUGAUGAUCCAAUACUGAACUGCUCUGGCAAGCCUUUUAAGACACGGAAUGUUCUAUCUUGUGAACUUCAUUCUCUUUUGUAUGAAAUAGAGUGUUUUAGAGUUGCACAAAAGGCACAUGACAUAGUUCAUGACGAAAUGGGCAGGGGGCAUUCAAGCGCCCGAAAGUAAGUUUAACGUGCUAACACGCUUUCGUAUUAAGAGUGUCAACCUUCACCAGUUACAUUACGAGUUCAUUACAAAUAUUGGUUUAUGUCAAAGUAAAUAUGACAUUUAUGUUUAAUAACUGUGGUGCAUCAUACCAUUGGAUGAGGGAACUAUUUGAUUUAAUGCACCUCCCAGUUCCUGAAGGGCUUCCAGAUGUUUGGAGAAAAGAGAAUGAGAAACGAAUGAAGGCACUGACGAAACAGAAAACGGACACAGCAAAAUCUGGAAGAGCGAAGCAGAAACAGAAACGCCUCCAAGAAAGCAUACAAAGGAGAAAAUUUAUACAACGACAAAAAAUCAUCCACAGCUAUGGAGAAGAGUGUCUUGAUGAGAGCGAGGCCUUAGAAGAAGCCCAAAAACAACUCAAAAAGAAAUUCAACAGUGGCACUAGGACACCGAAACACAUUUCUCCUCCCUGGGGGUCUAGAGUGACAGUUGGGGGUCAGUGUAAAUGUGGUAGCACUGAUCAUUUACGGACCUCACACUCAACAUGUCCUUGGAACAAGAAGAAACGAAAUAAUGCAAUCGAUAAGAAUUGACCCACCCAUAAGAACAAAGUAACUUACUAUAUGUAAUAUGAUAUAACAGCUUAUAAGACAUAUUUCAACUCGCAAUUAUAAUAAUUGAUAGUUCAUUUCUAAUUUUUGAUAAUAAAAUAUU